Molecule: messenger RNA, 1293 nt
Organism: Eucalyptus grandis
Lineage: Eukaryota; Viridiplantae; Streptophyta; Magnoliopsida; Myrtales; Myrtaceae
Product: brain acid soluble protein 1
Exons: 2
Coding region: 517-954 (145 amino acids)
Source: RefSeq, a predicted model, not a curated record
CAGGAGUUCAUCACAUUCGGUCGGUUCCAGAUUUUGUGCAACCACCAUUCCAGAAGAACGAUCAUGCACAUGUGAUAGAAAAAUGAAACGUUGCGCAAGAUUGGCAUCCAGAAUACGUGUUCUGUCAACCUAAUUAAAGAGACAGUGAAAUUAAGUUUGACAUUGGAUGCUAAAUUUAAGGCACAGCUGUGAAUUGGCGAUCAUACACACACGGGAGAUUCCUGUACCGAUUGCCUUUUUUUGGGUAACGUUACCUGGCGCCAACGCUGUCCUCCUGAAAUUCUUCCGAGCCAAGCAAUGAAUUCGGAUCGAGAACCACCGAAUUUGGAAUGUCGCGGUCUUAUAUAAAGGAAAAUAAUCUCUCGAUUCAUGCGUCCCUCAAAAAAUAUUGAUAGCCUUGCAAGUAACCCUCUCUUCUUCUUUUUCACAUCAUUCUCUCUCUCCCCAUUGACUUAGGAGAGAGACAUUAAUAACAAAUCGAAACCUUCUUCCUAAAUCAACUGAAAAAGAGGGAUCAUGGGUGGAUGUGCUAGCGUGCCCAUCAAGUUCAAGAAGGCUGAGGCUGGCGGAGCCCCCCCGGAGCCCACGGUGGAGGAAUCGGUUCCCGCCCCAGCCCCUGCCGCCGCCCCAGCAGCGGAAGCCGCCGCCGAAGCCGCCCCUGCCCCUGUUGAGGAGCAGAAGAUUGCAGAGGAGGUGAAGACCGAGGUUGAGGCAACCAAGGUGGAGGCAACCGAGGUGGAGGCAACCGAGGUGGAGGCGACCGAGAAGCAAGAAAAAGCCGAGACUGAGAAGAAGGCAGAAGACGAGAAGGAUGCUCCCUCUCUAGGAACCUUGCUCGAUAAGGAUGAAGAAAAGAAAGAGAAGAAGAGCGAGGGAGAGGCUGCUAAGGCAGGCGAGCCCAAAAAGGAAGAGGUGACAAAGGAAGUGAAGGCUGAGGCGGCCAAGAAAGAGUAGAAGGACAAAAGAAGCGACAGGAAGCCUAGGCCAAGACAAGACUAUUGAGUCAAAAAUUAUGUUUAAGAAGAAAGGGCUUUCUAUUGAUGCUGACUAUUCUUGAAUGAACCCUGAAUUUAUGCAGCGAUUUCCUAAAGAGUCUCUCUAAUCAAGAGAUUGAAUCAAUCAUCAAGCGUGCGAGCCAUAUCCAUUCUUUCUGUUGUAUCGAACUGAUGUCUUUUUUCUUUCUUUUUCUUUUUGAAUCUUUUUUUGUCAUGUUAGAGGGCGUGUUAAUUGUUACGAAAAUCAUCUAAGUGUCUUUUAAUUGCUUUCCCGGAAAUAAAAGUCCCUUUUGUAUUC